GAGGGUUUUGGAUGGGGGCUGGAGAAGUCAGCUGGGUGAAAACCUUUCAAACGUUCGGUCUAGGAGAGCGAGUUUUCCCGGGUAGAUCAAGUAGCAUAGCUGCGAGAAAGAGACGGGAAAGUAGCACGUAAAGUAGUAAAGGGGGGACUGGAGAAAGUGAGGUCUUCUUGUAGACAUAGAGGUGGCUUUUGUGGUCUUCACUGCCAAAAUCGGCUCUACGGCCAGUAGGUCGCAGGAACACAUCGGCACCAGCAACCAAAUCAUGAGGGGUAAAACACAGGUCCCUGAAGAGAACACGAGACCCCUAAACCCAACACAGCAAGUGCUUCGUCCCGGAAAACACAGAAGAGGCAUGGCAGCUCCAAAUGUGCAAAAUAAAAGAAAGCCCUCCGCAAGGAAGAUCAUCAUUAUAAUCCUCAUAGUUUUGGUCAUAUUGGCCAUUCUGGCUGUGGCUGCUUAUUUUAUCAAGCAGUUGAUCGAUAGCAAGUAUUUCUUCUGCUCCAAGUCGGUUAAGUUCAUUCCUCUGGCGAAGGCUUGCGAUGGUAAAGCGGAUUGCAGCGGAGGAGAAGAUGAAUCGGCCUGCGUCAUGAAGUUUGGACCGAAUUCCACCUUUCCCCUACAACUGGCCACAUCGAAUGACGUACUGCAGGUAUACAGUCCUGAUAACAAUAAAUGGAAAAGCGUAUGUGCAGAUGGAUUCACCCAACAACAUGCAGAAACAGCGUGUCAACUUCUGGGAUAUACGUCUAAACCAUCAUUCAGCACAGUUAAAGUGGGUCUUUUGCCCUCUGCUUUAAAGAUGUCGUUCUGUGCUGUGGGCUCAAGUAAACCACAAUCUUUCCAAUCCACUGUUUCAGAUCAAACGGUAUGCAGUUCACAAACAGUUGUCACGUUGACAUGCUCAGUUGACUGUGGUGUGGGCCACGAGGACCGGAUUGUUGGUGGAAAGGAUGCGGUUAUUGAGAAUUGGCCUUGGCAGAUCAGUCUGCAAAACAGUGGCCAGCACACCUGUGGAGGGUCACUGGUGUCUCCACAGUGGGUAGUUACUGCUGCUCACUGCUUCAACGGUGAUGGUAGGAAAGAUCUCAGCAGAUGGACGGUGGUUUCUGGAAACACAUAUCUAAGCUCUUCUGGAGCUUCCGCUGUGAACAAAAUCAUUGUUAACAAAGAUUACAUCCCAUCGCAAAACGACUAUGACAUCGCCAUGAUAAAACUUCAGUAUCCUAUUACAGUGGGAGCAACCCGUAAGCCUGUGUGCCUGCCCCCCAAGGACUUCGGCCUUAAAGCGGGAGACAAUGUAGUCGUAACUGGCUGGGGACAUCUGAGCGAGAGAGGUAAUUUGUCACCAAACUUACAGAAAGCUCAGAUCCCAAUGAUAGACCAAAAUCAAUGUUCAAGUCCCACAGUCUAUGGUUCAAGCCUAACUCCCAGGAUGAUAUGCGCUGGUUAUCUGGAGGGCAAGGUGGACGCGUGCCAGGGUGAUAGUGGUGGUCCUCUGGUACAUUUAGAUGACCGUUGGAUGCUAGUAGGUGUGGUUAGCUGGGGUAUGGGCUGUGCCAGAGCAGGUCGCCCUGGUGUUUAUACCAAUAUGGACCAAAUGCUCGACUGGGUCCACUCGGUCAUGCAGGAAUUUAAGUGAGUUUGGGACAAAGGACUUAUUUUGACAAUCCAACAACAUGGAUUUACUACAAAGAUCUUCAGUAUGCGAUGAGAGAAAAAUGUAUGCAGUAAUAUGUAUAGUGGGGGUUAAAAAUGGAUUUGGGGAGACUACUUAAGGGAAAAAAAUGCAAAAUCAAAGCAUUUUUUUUUUCUGGUGGAUUUUUAUUAAUGGUCUGGUGGACCCCCAGUGUACUGUAUAUACAAACUUGACAAAUUUGUGAAGGAACUUAUGCGGAGGUUUUUGUCUGCGCUCAGGGUCUUGUGAUAUGUUUAAAGGUGUCACGAGAAAGAUUUUGCACAUCUUAAUGUAUACAUUUGAACACAAAUAUUGCUAAAAGAGAGAUAUCACUGAUUCUUCUCUUUUGGACAACAUUUAGUCUUUUUGUGGUCUGCACUGAUGCACUACAUGUUUAAAACAAAGCGAUGUCAAAUACACUUUUGUUUAAAUCUGUUUUGCAGCCACAUCAGAAUGCAGUUUUAUUUCUUUCCAAGGUCUUCCCAGGAUAUACUCUUCAUUUAAAAGUCUUAAGAAACUGCCAUGCUAUCAGUUAAAGAGACCUGGUCCUAUACACGUUGCAAUUUUGCUUCUGUGUGUGCACAAAAUACACUAUCAUGAAAAACAAAAUGGGGCAGAAGUUUUUAAAAAGGUUCAAAUAUUUACCAUGUAGGUACAGAUAGGUAUACAUUUGUUACCAUUGUGUACCGGUGAGGACCUAAAAUGUGCACUGUUUGCACUCUUAUGUGAGGUCUUUAGGUGCAAAGGUGUACAGGUUUUUUCUUACAGUGUACAGAAGUCACUCCAGAACUUUCUAUAAAUCUCACAGUAAUUCUGCUACUUAAGCAAUAUUUUGCAAACAAAUCUUUUUAUGUAGCGCCACUCCUGUAUCCACUAUAAGCUGGUUUAAUUCAGUUCUCACUACUUGAAAGUCAGAAGUGACUUCAGUUGUGUAAUGUCAUGUCCGUAAAUAAGUAAUUUAUGUGUGAACAGAUUAAACACUGAAGUGAUGACCAUAUACAGCUGCUGCAUGGGUGCAUAUGGCCAUGAAUCAUGUUUACCUGAAGUUUUCAAUACGUGGAUUAGUAUUGAAUUCUUCUUAUUGAGUUGUAAACUCAAUUAGCUUUUUUAAAUAUUUGUUAAAAUGUACAUUUUUAAUUUUAUGCAAACUUUUUCUUUCGUUUUUUUUUAACUUAUGAACAUUGUUUUUUAUGUAUGUAAAUAAUGCAAAUUCACACUAUUUGUGAAAGUAAAGGAUAUUUCUUGUAAAUAUUACACACAUUCAAUCUGGUUUUUCAUGUCAGAUUUAUUAUAAUAAACACUGGUAAAAAGUAA
Molecule: messenger RNA, 2989 nt
Organism: Paramisgurnus dabryanus
Lineage: Eukaryota; Metazoa; Chordata; Actinopteri; Cypriniformes; Cobitidae
Product: transmembrane protease serine 4-like
Biological process (GO): proteolysis
Cellular component (GO): membrane
Molecular function (GO): serine-type endopeptidase activity; protein binding
Source: RefSeq, a predicted model, not a curated record